AUGGCUAGUGGGAAGUUGUUUCGUGCAAUCAUCAUGGGUGUACCAGGAUCCGGCAAAGGAACAGUGUCGGGACGAAUUGUGAAAGUGUUUAACCUGAAGCACAUCAGCAGUGGUGAUUUGCUGCGAUCGAACAUCGCGAAGCGCACCGAGUUGGGAUUGAUCGCCGACAAGUACAUCCGGGAGGGCAAGCUGGUGCCGGAUAUUUACAUAACAAAGUGCAUAUUGAAUGAACUCGAACAAAUUAAAUCCUCCUCGUGGCUAUUGGACGGCUUCCCUCGCACGCGUGAACAAGCGGAUGAUCUAUGGAACCAGGAACGGAUCGAUUCCGUAAUCAAUUUGGACGUGCCUUUCGAUGUGAUCAUCGAACGCAUUCAGAGUCGCUGGGUACAUUUGCCUAGCGGACGAGUAUACAAUGUAGGGUUUAAUGACCCGAAGACUCCGGGUCUAGAUGAUGUCACCGGGGAACCGCUUAGUCAACGGCCGGAUGAUAAUCCGGUGGCUGUUCGGAAGCGUUUAGAAGUGUACGAUGCGUGUACGCGCCCAAUAAACGAAUACUUUGAUAAGAAGGGCGUGUUGGUCACAUUCAAGGGAAGCACCACAGACGAAAUAUGGCCACAUGUGAAGCAAUAUCUCGAAACAAAGGUACAGUGA
Messenger RNA from Anopheles marshallii, 651 nucleotides. It is a transcript of the gene Ak3, whose product is annotated as GTP:AMP phosphotransferase AK3, mitochondrial. The record is from RefSeq and is a predicted model, not a curated record. Gene Ontology annotation, cellular component: cytoplasm; mitochondrion. NCBI's taxonomy places the organism in Eukaryota, Metazoa, Arthropoda, Insecta, Diptera, Culicidae. The transcript has a single exon. The coding region runs from base 1 to 651 and encodes 216 amino acids. Gene Ontology annotation, biological process: nucleobase-containing compound metabolic process. Gene Ontology annotation, molecular function: AMP kinase activity; ATP binding.